This is a messenger RNA of Lasiosphaeria miniovina, 2034 nucleotides long. RefSeq names its product WD40-repeat-containing domain protein. NCBI's taxonomy places the organism in Eukaryota, Fungi, Ascomycota, Sordariomycetes, Sordariales, Lasiosphaeriaceae. Gene Ontology annotation, biological process: regulation of transcription by RNA polymerase II. The transcript has 3 exons. The coding region runs from base 162 to 1865 and encodes 567 amino acids. The record is from RefSeq and is a predicted model, not a curated record. Gene Ontology annotation, molecular function: protein binding; transcription corepressor activity. Gene Ontology annotation, cellular component: Set3 complex.
CGGUCUAUUGCAGGAGGGCCUCAUCUACGAGAGCUACCAAAGACAGUUCGCCGAACAGGUACGAUAAGUUGCAUCAAUUCUACUUGCCCGCUUUUGCCUCAUCUCAUUUUUGCCCCGUCUCGUCGCUGCACCCGUCUGGGGCAGGGCAGGGUGGGACGGUGAUGCGCUGGCUUUUCUGGGCAGCCGCAGUGCACCAGUGCAGUGCCGGGGUACUGACAUUUUGGGUGCAGCAGGUGUCUCGUGGUGUGCCGGCAACGGCCGAGACUUCACGGGGGGUGUUUGGGCCGCUGAAAUUCGAGCCCGCACACAAAGAUGGAGAAGACGACAUUGAAGAAGAGGACGACGAGUCAGAUGCCGACGCUGAUGCAGAGGCCGAGGCGGACCCAGAGCCAGAGCCGGAGGAGUUUGAGAACCCGCGAAAGCGCCCAGUUGAUAGGCAGCAUCACGCAUUGCCCAAUGCGUCCCCUGCUAAGCGGCAGAGACUGAGCAACGGUCAUGAAAACGGGGCCGAUUCAGCUACCCCAAUGGACAUUGACAACAACCACGCCUAUCCGUCACCGCUGGAAGGCGAGCAAGCCGCAUCGCCGCUGCCGCACACAGAGGGCCCCGACCAGGGCACGCAAGUCGACAAGGUGCACGAGCUCACGCAGGAAACCGUGUUUUUGCGCCUGGGCGUCGACGAGGCUUCUGAAGCGUCGCCCGCCCGAGCUAGCGAAAACCCUCUUGUACUGCUCUGCGAGUGGAACCCCCAAGACCCAUCCAUCUUGGCGGCUGCCGGCACCGAUGCGCUAGCCCGCGUUUGGACUAUCGAUGCGCGUGGAGCCGCCCUAGAGUCGUCGGAUAGAGAGGGCAUGCUCGGUCACGUGAGCGACGCUGGUGUCAGCCGCCCCUUCAUGAACCUGGUCGAGCCCGAUGUACCCAAGAACGCAACCGUGUCCGCCAUGGCCUGGAACUGGAGCGGCGACGCCAUUGCAAUGUCGAUCGAUAUCGGCAGCAAGGCGCGCAUCACUAUCUGGGGACGUGAUGGUACCAACUCACACCGUUUCGAGGGCCUCGAGUCGCCCGUCAUCAAGCUGCGCUGGAAUCCCAACAACGACCUCAUCCUCGGCAUCAGCCCCGAGAAAAGCAGCAGUCUGAUCACGAUAUUCUCCGCCUCGACUGGCAACUCCAUCUCGCAUCUCGUUGAAGCUCACAACCUAGACGCCGAUGCGCUUGAUGCGACCUGGAUCAGCGAUACGGACUUCAUCCUCUGCGGAGGCGAUACUCUGAUUAGCCUCCGCCAUGUCCAGGGGCAGGGUAUUACGCCUGGCAGGGCUUUCGCCACGGGGAGCGAAGAGGCCUUUAGCCAUGUACAGUUUGACUGGCGUGGUGGGCUGAUCGCCACGGCCAGUGACAAGGGUCACAUUGACAUUUGGAAUGAGGCCGGCCAACGCCGCUCCAUUUCCGCACACAUUGGUGUGAUUACUACUCUGCAGUGGCAACCACUGCAAUCAGACGCUCCUGACAAUGAGAGGCUGCUGGCUUCGGGCGGAGAAGACGGCGCCAUAUGCAUCUGGAACGUGCACAGUUCGGACAACCGACCUAAGUAUUCCAUGACCAUGACGCAUUCGGUGCUCGCCCUCUCAAUGACUCCUGAUGGAGCUUUUAUUGCUGGGGCAACGAGCGAUAGGGUAUUGAUUUGGAAGGUAGGCGAUCACGCCAUGCCCAGAGCUAGCUGGACUAGGGUCCCACAUCCCGGCUGGCAGAGCCCAAAGGUUCCCCCCGAGUCAGAUGAGGAGUUCACGCCGUGUCUGGGAUGGGAUUCCGAGGGAAAGAAGCUCGUCUACGGCGCCAACAGCCGUCUUGCUGUCAUCAAUUUUCGCUAGGUACGGAAAGCACUGCAAACCGAUAGUAGCGGUCUUUCCCCCGGAAUUCAUCAUCCCCGCCUGUCAGGAUAGGGUCCUGUCCGCGGCGGGAACUAUCGUUCAGUCUCUCGUGGAGGGCCAGGAACGUUCAAUGAUGCUCGACUUGGAACUCGACUGUCACGCCCGGCCG